Molecule: messenger RNA, 632 nt
Organism: Syzygium oleosum
Lineage: Eukaryota; Viridiplantae; Streptophyta; Magnoliopsida; Myrtales; Myrtaceae
Product: cytochrome b5-like
Exons: 2
Coding region: 76-513 (145 amino acids)
Cellular component (GO): membrane; intracellular membrane-bounded organelle
Molecular function (GO): heme binding
Source: RefSeq, a predicted model, not a curated record
CGAGCUUCCUCGUUUAGGUGCAAUAUCUCUAGCUUUGAACUCGUAUCUCUCUCCAGGAGUUGGGAGUCAUAGGAGAUGGCUGAGAAAAGAGUCUUCACUCUCUCCCAAGUCGCCCAGCACAAGUCCAGGAAGGAUUGCUGGUUCGUCAUCAACGGCCGGGUGCUUAACGUGACAAGCUUCUUGGAGGAACACCCAGGGGGAGAGGAGGUGUUGUUGGAGUUAGCAGGGAAAGAUGCGAGCAAGGCUUUUGAAGACAUUGGCCACAGCAAAGCAGCUCAGACCCUGCUCUUGAAGUACCAGGUGGGUGUUCUCGAAGGCCACACUGUCCAGGACCAGGAUGCUGACAAGUAUGCUGCUCCAAAAGAGGCCAAAAAGGAGGGCAUGAGCGCUUUCGUCGUGAAAGAUGCCCCGGUUCACAAGUUUGCAGCCGUCAUCGAGCUCGUUGUCCCUCUCCUGGUCGCCGGCUCCUACUUCGCCUACAGAUACACCACCGCCGUCGCCAGCCACAUGUGAUUCCAGGACCAGUUUUAAUUUGUCCCAGAUUCUCAGUCCGACUCUGAACUCUUGUAUCAUGUUACUUUUCAGAAUAAAAGCCGUUUAAACCCAAAAAGUGAUGGGAGUUCAAAGCCUAA